UUCAACCGUAUACGCGGUCGCAAGUUUACCAAAUUUGCAUGCAACUCUAAAAAUGAAAUCAUCAUUUUUUUUUUCCUUUGAAAGAAUUAAACAUGGCAGCAGUUUAACAUCAAUAAUUGUAUUGCGGGAAAGCCUUUUCUGGACCUGUGGGUUUCCUUCGCCACACAGAAGAUGCAAGUAGAGAAUUAUUUAUCAUCUAUUUUUCGUUCUGUUGUAGAGAUCUAGCUGAAGUAUUGCUUACCAUGCCAGCAUCGAAAACCCGUAAAAGCACCUGUUGUAAGUAAGCCGAUACUAUCUCCCGUGUCCUAACUCGUCUUCAGAUCGAUUUGAUCGAUAUGCGUGCUCGACCUGAUUGUAUUUCUAGUAACGUUGUGAUACGUUGUGUACCUUAUAAACAGUUAUUGAUUAAUCGUUCAGCUAUUAAUGAUGACGAUACUUCUCACACAACUCCACUGAAGAAGUUUAAUGCAAAACAUGUAAUAGAUUAUUGGGACUUCCAGAUGUUCAUUAUCUUGCGACCAUGUUGCAUCCAAAUUUAAAAAGUUUUAACCAUACACCCGACAAAAAAUUAUAUGCUGAAAAUUUAUUGAAAAUCGCAUUUAAUAAACUGACACCAUUAGAUACAAAUGUUCAAGAUAAAACAAAAACGAAAGAUGGUAAAAAGCUAGUCAAUCCAAUACCAAAGACACUUAUUGUCCCAUUAGAUGAAAUAUUUGAUAAACCGAUUGUAAAAGGUAAUUUGGUGAAACCAGCAUCAUCCAAAACAGAAUUAAACUUAUAUUUAUGUGAUGAAACAAAAAUUGAAAAAGAAACAAAUAUUUUCAAUUAUUGGAAAUUGAAUGAAACUCAAUAUCCUAUAUUAGCUCAGUUAGCUAAACAAAUACUUGCAUUCCUGCUAUAA
Messenger RNA from Didymodactylos carnosus, 901 nucleotides. Lineage: Eukaryota; Metazoa; Rotifera; Eurotatoria; Philodinida; Philodinidae. The record is from the annotation of a GenBank genome assembly.